GAACGUGAUAGAUGAAGAAAAAGAGUGGGAACCGGUAAUGAAUGUUGUGUCCGAAAAAAGAGAAUUGCAAGGUCGUUCGACCGAUACCAUGUGAGUUUGACAGUUUCGCACAGCUAUUAUCCCCACUACUUUUGUACAAAAUUAUAAAAUUUGCAAGCGAAGUUAAAAAAUAACAUGUAUUGUUGGAAAAAUAUCGAUAAUAUCGUCGUUCAAGAAACGCCAUUUACAAACGAUGCUAUGUCCUCAAUUCGAUUAAGUCGCCUAUCGAUCUGCGAGCACGAUAUAUCCUCGCUUGGUCAUAUCUAAAUUUACUGCAUCGUAAACAACAACAAGGUGGUAGUCGAGACACAGAAAGGAUUGCAUCUAUCUCUUCUCGCAAGAGAUUUGUUUCUCAAAAAGUAUUCUUUUACAACGAGUUUAUUGAAGAUAAUUAACGCACAAUACAUCUGGAUAAACAAUUAUAGGUUUGACUCGAUGAAGGUAUCGAUGUGGACUAAUAACCGUGAGGUUGAAGAUUAACGAUCGAAUUGAUAUUGACAUUGUGAGUAAGAAAGAGAGAAAGAAUAAGAAUAAGAAGAAAAAGAAGAAGAAGAAAAUACCUUGUAAAAGUGAUAAAAUAUGAAGAGAGUUAACUUGCCUCAGAACGAAAACGAGACAGGUUCGGUCGACGCGACGGAUUUGCAAGAAAAAAUGAGGAUGAUCGAUGUAAAAUCUUCCUCACCUACGAGUCUCUUAGCAAAGAACACUCUGUUGCUACCGAGCGGAGUCGUUUAUGUAAAACAAUUAUCCAAUGUAAGUUCGACGAGCGACACUGGAUCGUCCACGAAGUCUUCUGGCUCGGCAACUGGUAAUCCAAGAAAUAAGACAGCCUUAGCACCGGGUCAUAGUGUCAUGGACUGGAUUCGAUUAGGUAAUUCUGGAGUCGACUUAACCGGAGUUGGUGGUAUUCCACGUACUGUCACGUUAACCGAGUUGGCUAAUCAUAAUAAGCAAAAUGACGCUUGGAUCGCAAUAAGAGGUAUCGUUUUCAACGUAACCCGUUACAUGGAUUUUCAUCCUGGCGGAAUCGAUGAGCUAAUGAAAGGAGUUGGAAAAGAUGCUACGAAAUUGUUCGAUAACGUUCACGCGUGGGUAAAUUAUCAAAGUCUUCUACAGAAAUGCGUCGUAGGUAGACUGAGUCGUCCCUCCACUUCGAACCUGUCCAAGGCGAAUGAAAAAUCUUCCAUUGCGAACGACGUCUCGAAAAGUUGCACAACGCAAAGAAAAAGCGAAGAAGAAAUCGGUUUUGAUCUUUCGAAAAUGAAGAUGGAUUGGCGGCAAACUUCGAACACGAUAACGCUUUUUUAUCAAGCGAUAAACGACUAUCAAGGUAUCUACUAUCGUAUAUCAAGGAUAAACGAUGCCAAGCUCGUUUUUAAUCUCUCCUUUGAAAAGGAUAUCGUUAUACACGAACUCGAGUUGGCCGGGGAAAUCGAAUGGCCACCUGCGUGGAAUAGAAACUAUGAAAGCAUGGAAGUAGACUUUACCUUCAGGAAAAAGGAUAAAACUUUAUGGAAAACUCAAGGUAAUCAUACCUUGUCCAGAGAACCAAUAACCAACAAGAGGACUUACAAAGAAUACGAGGUAUUAAGUAACACGUCCCUUUGUAAAUUAGUUCACCUGUUGGUUCUACGAGCUAAAGAUUCUUUAGAAUUAAUACCAAUUGGUAGGCACCUGGAAGCAAAAAUUAAAAUCGCAGGUGUUGAGAUUUCUAGAUAUUAUACACCUGUACCACCCUGUCUUCAUCCAGAAGACAUGGCACCGAAUUAUACAUCAGAUUGUAUCUGUCUCAUGAUUAAACAAUACGAAGACGGUGCUCUCAGUCCAUCCAUAACAGCUUUAAAUGCCAAAGAAAAGCUUACUUUGAGCAACGGGCUUGGUGUCUUUGUCGUCGAAUCCUUUGAUCGUUAUUCCGUCGUUCAUAUGUUGGCUGCUGGCACAGGACUAACGGUAAUGUUAGGAAUAAUUCAACGAUCUCUUGCUAGGCGUAACGUAAAAAGUAUCAAUCUCGCCAACUUCAAUAAAGACGAAGAUAACAUGUUCUAUGUGGAGCAAUUGGAGAGAGCUUGCAAGGCAAAUAAAUUGAAAGUUACGCAUAUUUUGUCGCAACCAAGCGAUUCCUGGAAAGGUAGACGUGGUACGAUAUCUGAUGAACUUUUGAAUGAAUUAAUAGGCAAUUGUUCACCGCAUAGUUGUGUCUUCGUUUGUGGCCCUAAGGGAUUCCUAGUUUCUUCAAGAAAAUGCCUUCGUAAUCUUGAUUGGAAGGCCUAUCAAAUGUACGAGUUCGACGAUUAAAAUCAUCUUAAAACUCGUUUAUGUUUUAAGCUUGAUCGAUGAAGAAAGCUGAAAAAGUCUGCGUUUAAUUAUUUAUUAUAUAAAUUCUCUCUACGAGUAGUCGAAUAUUGGGAUAUUGGGAAAGUUAUAUAUUAUCCAUCCCAUAUGAAACUAUUACACAAAUAAUAGAGCUUAUUAUUCUGAAUAAGAAAUUCAGUUGAUAUACAAAAAGGGAUACGCUUGAAAAAGUACUUGUUGAAAGAUUAAACCAAACUUAAUUAUAGGAAUUUUGCCUGCCUUAUAUGAGCCGGUUUAGUACAAAAAAGAAAAAAAAAAUUUUUUAAAGUCUCUCAUUCGGUCAUUAUUGUACAUCAUUAAUAUUUGCCAAGAGAAUUGCGAAUGAGAUACGUUAUUUUAAAUGUUCGUACUUAGAUUCGAUAUAUGUAUAGAUUUAGAAGAAUAUUUGUAUUUGAAAAGUAUAUUGAUUACAUUUUCAAGAGAAGAUUAUUUAUAAUCUUCUAAUUAUCUUAUCUCACGUAUAUCAAUGUUAAGCAAAUUUUAUUACAAUUAUUACUUAUAUUUUAUUAAGUCUGUAAGUGCUCUACUAUCGUCGUCGUUAACAAUACUUCCAUCCAUAUCUGUCCUGUCUUAAGCAUUUAUAUACUAUAAGUGGAAAAACGUAUAGAAUAUUUUUUUCUAUAUUUUAAAAAUAACAUCUAAGUUUAACGUAAACAAAUUCUUUGGCUACAUUCCUCUUAUCUAAAAUCUAUUGUAAGUUUUAUCAAUGAUAUGCCAUCCUCUUCGAAGUACCGUUUUAUUAAACAAUAUUUUUACACUACGCAAAAGUAACCGACUAUGAAUUAUAAUAAUCUAUAAUUCAAUCUUAGCUGUGAUUAAAACGAAUUACAUUAAUGUGAUCCAUUAUCAAAGAAAGUCUUUAAAGUAAACAAAUCUAAUGACGAAGAGUAUUAUACAGCAUUAACGCGAUAUUUUUGGAUUUGUAAAGUGCGAAGUACAACAGAUUUUUUGCGAGACUACUAUUACAUAAUUUUCUGUUAAUUACUUCGAGUAUGGAUGAUAAUUAAUAUGACUCAUUGUAAAUAACAAAAAUAGAAUCAUCGUACUUUAUCGACAAAAAAAAAAAAGAACAAAGAAUUAUAUCACAUCCAGUAUUUGACAUUUCUUGAAAAUAUUAGCUCGUAAGAACUGUUUGUACUAUAAAUUCACAUAUCGUACGGUCCAGUUUAGGUAUUUUUAUGAGUUUAAUGACAUUAUAUGUGUAUACGAUUCUUAUAGAAAAUAAAAAUGUACUCGAUAGUCUAA
Vespa mandarinia (Asian giant hornet) is the source of this 3636-nucleotide messenger RNA. RefSeq names its product cytochrome b5 reductase 4. Gene Ontology annotation, cellular component: cytoplasm; endoplasmic reticulum. Gene Ontology annotation, molecular function: cytochrome-b5 reductase activity, acting on NAD(P)H; heme binding. The record is from RefSeq and is a predicted model, not a curated record. NCBI's taxonomy places the organism in Eukaryota, Metazoa, Arthropoda, Insecta, Hymenoptera, Vespidae. Gene Ontology annotation, biological process: superoxide metabolic process.